AUGGUCGAGCUGGACGUGGACGGCGCGUUGUUUGACAGCGCUGCCGUGUGGUCGGCGUUCUGGUCCGUGGACGCGGAAACUCACGGACGCGCCAUUGAGCGGGCCGAUGCGGAAGAGGCCAAGAUGGAGAUCAUGGAGGUGGAGGAUGCGACUCCCGAGGUCAGGAAGGCUGAGUUGUGGAUCAGCGUGGCGCUGCUCCAGCUGGAAGUUCCGCGUAAGACGGAGAUACACGUUCGGAACCGGACUGGUGUUGAGCCGAUAAGCCCCGUUAACAAGCUGCACAUGUGCUUGCGUUGGCUUGGAGGCGGCUCGUACCACGACAUUCGGGUAACAAGUGGAGUUAGCGUGUCGGCCUUCUACGCCAAGUAG
Messenger RNA from Phytophthora infestans T30-4, 369 nucleotides. RefSeq lists its product as uncharacterized. The transcript has 3 exons. Lineage: Eukaryota; Oomycota; Peronosporomycetes; Peronosporales; Peronosporaceae. Bases 1 to 369 code for a protein of 122 amino acids. The record is from RefSeq and is a predicted model, not a curated record.